AGUAAGCAGAGGUUCUUCUCACCCAUUACUUUUUGUGAUUGGAACUCUUUUUUGAUGUAUUCAAGAUGAAAUUCACCGACAAUUUUGAUUCUGUUGAGCUCAGCGAACCAAUUUUCAAGGAUGUCAAGUUUUAUGUCACUGGAAAAUUGCCUCAAAAGGUGUUUUCGUUGUUAAACGACGGAGGGGCCAAAAAGACAAACUACAUCAGUGAAAUCGUAACGCUCUGCAUCGCCGGCGAAGACUUCGACGAGAGCGAGAUUGCUGAGGCUAAGGAUAUUUACGAGAUUCAGUCUGUCACUUGGAAAUGGGUCAUUCUUUCGGCAAAGUGUGGAUCUCUCUUGCCUGUCAAAGGUUUCCUGGCAGAGAGUUCACAGCUGUUCUCAGGAGUGGUGGCGUGUGUAUCGCAGCUGUCUCAAGAAGACAUCAACUCGCUGUGGGCCAUGAUCAAUUUUUACGGAGGAGAGCUUUACACCAAACUUAACAAAUCUGUCACGCAUCUGAUUGCCGCCAAACCAUCUGGGGCAAAGUAUGAAAGGGCACUGAAGGAGAAGGAAAGAGGGCACAAAAUCGAAAUAGUCACUCCAGACUGGGUGGUCGAGAGUGUGAAAAAUAAAAGCCGGUGCGAUGAGACGCUGUACCAUCCGAAUCUCCUUAUCUUGGCUGAAGAGAGAAGUCUGUCUUCCCUGGCAGACAUCACAGGUUUUUCUGAGCCAGAGCCGACUGAAGAGGCGCAGCAAGCGGCGAAACCAGCUGCUGGCCUUGACCCUACACGAUAUGAAAAGCUGAUGGAAAUGCUAGACCAGAGGAAGCAGCAAGAGGAGAAGGUCAACAUGGCCCAGCAGCAACUGUCCAACAUCCAAUUACAGCAGCAACAACUGCUUCAACAACAAAAGCAGCAGCAGCAGCAACAACAACAACAGAUGCAACAGCCGCAAAUGGCGCAGGAAAUGCCUCAGCAGCAGCAGCAGCAGCAGCAAAUGGUGCAGCGACCUCCUCAGAUGGGCCAGCAGCAACCUCAGAUGAUGCAGCAGCAACAACAAAUGGUGCCACAAGUCCAGCAACAAAUGCAGCAGCAACAACAGGGAAUGCUUCCCCAGCAGCAGCAACAGCAACAACAGCAGCAGCAGCAGCAAAGAUUCCAGUUUGUGCAACAACAGCAGCAGUAUGCCCAGCAGCGGAUGCAGCAGGGCGCCGUCAUUCCGGGUCAGCAGGGACAGAGAAUCAUGCUCACCCAACAGCAGCUGCAGCAGAGGGCUAUGCAGGGCAGCAUGCAGUUCAGAGCUCCCAGAUACAUCAUUGCUGACGGGGUGCUUGGGGCCUACCAGGAACAGCUAAGCUCACUUUAUGACUAUGAAAAGCAAUAUGUGAUCAACUCUGCGCAGCAAGCGCAGCAGGUGGCAAACCUGGUGCAGGGCGUUCAAGGCGCCGUCCAGAUGCAGGACCAGCAGCAACAGCAGCAGCAGCAGAUGCAGCCUCAAAUGCAGCAAGCGCAGCCGAACAUCCAAGGCGUGCAGCAACAGCAGCAACAACCUCAGCAACACUUUGCCAACACCGGUCAAGUUGUGCAACAAGCAAAUGUUCCCACAGGCCAGUCCUGGCAGCAAGGCCAGCCGCAGCAACAGCAGCAGCAGCAGUUCCAAAUGCAACAGCAGCAGCAGCCCCAGCAGCAGCAACAGAUGCCCCAGCAGUUCCAAAUGCAGCAGCACCAACAGCAAAUGCAAGUUAACCAGCAGCAACAGCAGAUGCAAAUGCAGCAACAGCCGCAGCAGGUAGCUGGUGCCAUGCAGAUGAACCAAGUUCCAGUUCCUAACGUGCAACAAGUAGUGGCGCAGCACCAGGGUGCUGCCGGCCAGAUGCAAGGGCAGGGCCCGCACCCUAUCCAGGGCCAGAUGCACGGCCAAGUGACGCAGAUCCAGCAGGUUGGACAAAUCCAACCGCAGGUGGGACAGAUGCAGGGCCAGGUUGGACAGAUGCAGCAGCAACAACAACAGCCGCAACAGCAGCAGACGACGCAGCGGCUGCUUUGGCAGCAGACCACUCCACAGGGCCACAGGCAGUACUUCCAACUUGACCCACAGACCCACCAGCAGUUGCAGGCCAUGGACGCAGCGCAGAGGCAAGUCUUCAUUCAGAAGCUGCAGAAGAGGCAACAGCUCAUCCAGCUCCAACAGCAGCAGGCGGUUGCAAGGUUACAGCAGCAACAGCAGGCUGGAGGAGUUGCGGUACAGGGGGUGCAGGGGGUACAAGGGGCGCCACGACCUCCCCUGAACCCUCAACAACAGGCUGCCUUGCGACAGCAAUUCCAGCAGCAACAACAGCGCAUGGGACUGAAUCCGCAAUGGCGGGAGGGAGUGCCAAACCAGCAGGCACCGCGGACCGUCCUCAUCCAGGGACAGCAACAGAUCGUAGUGCAGGCUGGAAUUCAGCGUCCACCGCAGCCAAUGGCCGUGUCAUCACCGCAGGCGACGCCAACACAGGGCCCGCAGCAGCAGUGGGCCGCGGGCACCCCCGGCGCCCCGCAGCAGGCAGUCGCCCCCGUACAGACGGUGCCGACGGCUGGCAUCCAGGCGCCGGGUGGGCAAAUUGUGCCGGCGGGUAACCUGACCCCAGAAGAGGCGCAGCGGCAGCAGUUGCUGCUUAGACAGCAGCACAUGCGCCGUCUCCAGCUCCUGAAGCAGCAGGCGGCGUUGCAACAGGCUGCGCAGGCGGGACAGGUCGUGCCCGGCCAGGUCGUCCAGGCUGGUCAGGUUGUGCCUGGACAGGUGGUGCAGGGUCCCCGCAUGGCCACACCGCCCUUUGCCGUCGCGCAGGGAGCUGUUCCUGGCCAGGUACCUCAGCAGGUCGCGGCUGCCCAGCAAGCGGCGACGCCGGUGGAAGACGCGUCGGCGAGCAACAGCGGCCCGACGACCCCGCAGCCGGCCACCGCCGACGGCCAGGUGGGCACCCUUACGCCGCCGCAGCAGCAGCAGCAGGCGCAGUUCCAGCAGUUGUUGGUCAAUGCCAAGGCGAAAACCGCUUUGGCCAAUAUGCUGAGCAACCGUCUGCAGGGUGGAGGCGCCGCCGAGGCCACGUCUGCGUCGGUCCAACUGCGCCUGAUGACCCAGCAGCACCAGCAGCAACAGAGGCCGCCUCAGGUAGCUGUCAGAAUUGUUAACAGUCCAAUUGUGACACUGCAGAGUAAAAAGCCUGGAGUGGCCGGCGGCCAGCAAGUAGCGAUGGUGGCCCAGCAGCCAGGCGCAGCUGGCGUCGGACCUGCGCAGACCCAGCAACAGCAGCAGCAAUAUCUGCUCACCUACCAGCAGCGGGGCCGUGGUGCUGCUGCUGUCGGCGGGCCUAACCAGCCUACGCAGGUACUGGUGCGGAACUCGCAGGGCAUCGUGCAGUACACCUCGACUAGGGUGUUGGCCAUGAGUCAGCAGGCUGCUGGCAAUGUCCCUGCUGACGGCGUGCAGCCACCUGGACAACCGCCUGCCACCAUUCAGAUCCAGUACCAAGGACAAAGUCCAAAUGUCAAAGUGCCUGCAGAUCUGUGUCUGCUUGGCUGCGUGUUCUACUUCUCUGAAUACGCCAACAUGUACAGCGCGGAGGAGUUGGAAUCGUGGCGUACCCAGAUCGUGAACUUCGCUGGCGAAGUGGAGAACGUGUAUUGCCCGCGGGUCACACACUUCGUGUGUCCGCACCAGCGAGUGGCGUUGGCCCCACAGGCGUUGCGCGACGGAAAGAGGCUCGUCACCGCCUUCUGGCUCAACGACGUGCUCAUUAAGCAGCGCAUGUCUGCUCCCUGGCAGUUCCUGCACCUUCCAAUGUUUUACAAUGAGGAUGCAAAGCCGUUAAAGAAGUUCAUCAUUACCAGCUCCGGCUUUCCUGCGGAAGAGAAGGAGCGGAUAAAGUACAUUGUGUGCUGGCUUGGAGGACGCUACACGCCCUACCUGACCAAGGAGAAUAAAAUUCUCAUUUGUAGAAAGGCCGAGGGUAAGAAAUACAACCAAGCGAGGCAGUGGCGGACCACGAUCGUCAACACUCUUUGGCUGCACGAAGUCAUGCUGGGCCAGUGGAGAGCGCUACACGGCAGCGGCAACGCCGCCAAGUACCUCCAAUUUAGUGAUAAUCCUCUUGGACUUGACAAUGCUACGCCAUCGCCUCAUUUGAUGGUUGCGUGGAAGGCUUCAGUUCAGAUAACGCAGGAAAUAAUGGAGAGAGGAAAGCUGAUCAAACAGCAGCACGAUGCCGCUGGCCAGAAAAACACACCAAAGAAGCGGCCGGCCCAGAUCCCGAUCGACCAGGCCAACAGGAUGGACCGGCCCGCCGCCAAAAUUGCCAAACUUGCGGAACUCUCGCAGAACGGAGAGAAUCAAACCUCCGUGUUGGAAGCCGCUGGGGAAAAGGUCUUCUUCCAGCUCUCCCAAGUCGCAAAGAGGGAUGAACUGAAGAGAAAGGCAGAGGAGUUGGGAGCAGUGAUCACCAAAGAUUUUGAUAAACUAACCCACCUGGUGAUGAAGGACGUGGAGAGAACGGAAAAGCUGCUGUGCGCCAUAUCAAGAGUAAAUUACGUGGUCAGCGACAAAUGGAUCAUGGAAAGCGCUGCCCAGCAGAAACUGCUAGAUGCGGAGCCUUUUAUUUUCUCCAACUCCAGCUUGGAACAGCACUAUGGCUUCAGCUUCAAGGAACUGCUAAAGAAACCUAACCGGUCGCAACUCCUCAAGGGCCGCGUCUUCUACAUCUCGCCGGGCUGCACGCCAUCAGUGCGCGUGAUUGAAGACGUAAUCGUGUGCGCCGGUGGACAGGUGGAGAGGAAGCGGCGGCCGGCGCUGCACGUCCAGGAGGCUAACAAAGCCAGCCCCAACUCGUACAUCGUCGUAGCUGAGACUAACGAUCUGCAUUUACUUGUCGACUACAUCAACGCUGACAUUGAUAUCUACUCGGCCGAAAUGGUAUACUCCAGCAUCUUUAAGCAGUCACUUGACUUGACGGAUCAACACAAAAUUGUCUUAAGGUGAAAAUAUUACACUGAAAAUUUAUUUUAAAAAAAUUGCCAGUUUGAAAUAUAUUGUACAUUUUAAAGAA
This is a messenger RNA of Cloeon dipterum, 5064 nucleotides long. RefSeq names its product PAX-interacting protein 1-like. The transcript is spliced from 21 exons. Lineage: Eukaryota; Metazoa; Arthropoda; Insecta; Ephemeroptera; Baetidae. Bases 66 to 4997 code for a protein of 1643 amino acids. The record is from RefSeq and is a predicted model, not a curated record. Gene Ontology annotation, cellular component: nucleus.